Molecule: messenger RNA, 3913 nt
Organism: Chara braunii
Lineage: Eukaryota; Viridiplantae; Streptophyta; Charophyceae; Charales; Characeae
Source: the annotation of a GenBank genome assembly
AGACGGUAGUAGUGUGGAAGGAGCCACGAGAGGACCUGUCUUGAGAGAAAGGGAGGUUCUUGCUUGGGCUGUGGAGAUGGCGGCAGUGAGCAUAGGGCGCGCGGCAACGGCGAGAGCGGCAAGUGCUAGUGUCUUUCAAGGAAGGAGGCUAGACAGAGAGAUCAAUUGCAAUGGGAGGUAUCACACAGGCGUGUCGUCGUCGUCGGCGGUUGGACCGUCAGCAACAGCUGCAGGUAGUACAACAUCUCAAUCUUCUCGGCGACGGCAUCAGUAUUCGCGGCAAAGGAUGUGUAAAUUCGUUGGACUUAAGGCAUUCUCCAUGGCUGAUCUCUCUCCCGGCGAGGAUGUGAGGUCAGCGAUGGAUCUUAUGGGGAAAAGAAGUUAUGUUUGCAAAUCUUGCACGCGGAGGAGAGCAGUGACGACCUGCAUGGCAGGCGAUACUGAAAACAGGGAGUACCCUCUAGAGCGCUAUCGAAAUAUCGGUAUUAUGGCACACAUAGACGCGGGAAAGACAACGACGACAGAGCGUGUUCUGUUCUAUACUGGGAAAAACUACAAGAUUGGCGAGGUUCACGAGGGGACUGCCACAAUGGACUGGAUGGAACAGGAGCAAGAGCGCGGAAUCACGAUCACAUCUGCCGCAACCACUUGCGAGUGGAAUGGAUUCAGGAUCAACAUCAUUGAUACCCCUGGUCAUGUGGACUUCACCUUGGAGGUGGAGCGUGCGCUACGCGUGCUCGAUGGGGCAAUCUGUCUUUUCGACAGCGUGGCUGGCGUUGAGCCCCAGUCAGAAACUGUGUGGCGUCAAGCCGACAAGUAUGGUGUCCCACGGAUUUGCUUCGUAAACAAGAUGGACAGAAUGGGCGCGAACUUCUUUCGCACUCGCGACAUGAUUGAGAGCAAUCUGGGAGCCAAUCCCCUGGUGUUGCAGCUGCCAAUUGGCGCAGAAGAGACUUUCGAAGGCGUGAUCGAUCUUGUCAAAAUGGAGGCUGUGCUGUGGUCUGGUGAGGAGUUGGGUGCCAAGUAUUCUUACCAGCCCAUUCCUGAGGACCUGGCAGAGCAAGCAAGGGAGUACAGGGACAUGAUGGUGGAGAUUGCGGUGGAGCAGGAUGACGAAGCAAUGGAGGCUUACUUGGAAGGAAACGAGCCCGAUGAAGAGACUCUAAAAAAACUCAUCAGGAGGGGGACGAUCAAUGGUGCGUUUGUGCCAGUGCUCUGCGGGUCUGCAUUCAAGAACAAAGGUGUUCAGUUGCUACUAGAUGCAGUCGUCAGCUUCCUCCCAUCGCCGCUGGACCUUCCGCCCAUGAAAGGAACGGAUAUCGAUGAUGCGGAGAAGGAGAUGAUCCGCAUGCCAGACGAUAAGGAGCCUUUCAGCGGCUUGGCGUUCAAGAUCAUGACCGACCCGUUCGUUGGCUCGCUGACGUUCCUGCGCGUUUACAGCGGCGUGCUGACUGGUGGCUCGUACGUUCUCAAUUCGGCAAAGAACAAGAAGGAGCGCGUCGGGCGGCUCUUGGAGAUGCAUGCAAACAGUCGGGAAGACAUCAAGGUGGCAAGGACGGGUGACAUUGUUGCACUGGCAGGCCUCAAGGAGACAAUCACGGGAGAUACGCUCUGCGAUGCUGAUAAACCCAUCAUCCUUGAGCGGAUGGAUUUCCCCGACCCCGUAAUCAAGGUGGCAAUUGAGCCAAAGACAAAGGCAGAUGUUGAUAAGAUGUCCACCGGAUUAAUUAAGCUUGCACAAGAGGACCCCAGCUUCCACUUCUCGAGAGAUGAAGAAACCAAUCAGACUGUGAUUGAAGGAAUGGGUGAGCUGCACCUUGAGAUCCUCGUCGACAGACUUCGUCGAGAGUUCAAGGUGGAAGCAAAUGUCGGUGCGCCGCAGGUCAAUUACAGGGAAAGCAUAUCGAGGGUCUCGGAAGUGAAAUACGUCCACAAGAAGCAAUCAGGAGGGCAGGGGCAGUUUGCAGAGAUUGUUGUGCGAUUCGAGCCCAUGGAGGCGGGAAGCGGGUACGAGUUCAGAAGUGAAAUCAAGGGAGGGGUUGUUCCGAGGGAGUACAUCCCUGGAGUCAUGAAGGGUCUGCAGGAGUGCAUGUCCAAUGGCGUAUUGGCUGGCUAUCCAGUCGUGGAUCUCAGGGCGACACUUGUCGACGGAUCCUAUCACGAAGUGGACUCGAGCGUACUCGCAUUCCAGCUUGCAGCGAGGGGUGCAUUCCGAGAAGGAGUGUCUAAGGCGGGACCGCGGCUUCUUGAGCCGAUCAUGAAGGUGGAAGUUCUAACGCCGGAGGAACACCUGGGGGAUGUUAUUGGUGACCUGAACUCUCGGCGAGGCCAGAUUGAGUACUUCGGCGAGAAACCGGGAGGAUUGAAGGUUGUGAGUGCCUAUGUCCCAUUGUCGGAGAUGUUCCAGUACGUGAGCAAUCUGCGGGGAUUGACAAAAGGCAGAGCCAAUUACACAAUGCAGCUGGAGAAGUUUGAGGUUGUGCCUACCCUCAUCCAGCAGGCGAUCUCGGCAAAAACCCAAGGAGUUGCUGCCUAAGGCCUUGUGAACCAACUAGCCAACUAGCUAGUGCUCUUUUGAUAGAAUCUGCUUGACAGUGGGACCAGAUUCACCAGAUACAUCGCCAAAAGUCCUGUCGCCGGGUUGCCUGGGCGGAGAGGAGGAUACCUGCUUGCAUUGCGUUGGUUCAGAGAGGAUUUUGGCACGUUGCCCGACUUGACUUGAGUCCCUCUGAUUGUGUAUGCGCCUGUGCAAGGCGGACCGCAUCACACCCCGCUUGCGUCCAAACCCUAAUGACUCUGCCUCCCUCUUCUGAAUGUUCCUGGAACUUUCCGGCGAUUGUCAUUGCUAGGAUCUCUCGACAACAGGUGCGAUGCAUUCCAUCCGAAGAGCUGGUGGGGCAGGGGGUGGCAGGAGGAGGGGAGGGGAGGGGAGUGAGGGAGGCGAGAGGGGGUAGGAGAGGGGAGCCUCCAGGGCAUACACGAGAGCAAAGAGAAGCAAGGAGAGAGGAGAAAGGGAGGGGAGUGGAAUGGAGUGAGAGCGAGAGGAGAGGGGAGAGAGAGAGAGCAGUAGAAAUGAAGGAGGGGAACCUGAGGAAAUAGGUGAGCGGAUUACAGUUGGCAAGAGUAGAGAGAGGAGAAGCGAGGCGAUCAGGAGGAAUUAAGUAGAGAGAAGAGGAAACGAAGGUGGUGAGGAGAAGAGGAUGGCGAGAAAGAUAACAAGAUUGUGGGCAGAGAAAUGCGGGGGGGAAGAGCAGCUUGCUCUACCAUGUGCAGAUCUGUGAAGAGAGCAUUGUUGUGUGCAGAAAAAAGUGAUUGAGCUCACUCACUUGCCACCUGCGACUCCCCCUUCCUCUCCCCCCCCCCCCCGGCCGCCAUGUGUCCGGCAAAGGGCCUUGCGAAAACGAAAAAAUGGUGGUGGCCUUGGUGGUGAGGGGUUUGCUGAGUUUUAUCAGAAUGAAGAGGAGUAUGUUACCAUGUUAGCGUAGACUCCUGUCCGAUUUGUCUGCCCCCGAAGUUAUAUCACCUGUAUCAGCCGUCUACACUAGGGUUAGCAUGAUACAGGUGAUAUAUGUUAGUGUAGACUCCUGUAGACGCCUGUAUGCCCCUACUUUUGACACGUAUAUGUCCUCCUUUACAUAAUGUUGUAUAGUCUUGAAGAAGGUAGUUUAGGAUGAGUCAUCAUGAAUUCAUCUGUGUGUACUUGAUGUUUUGAAACUGUGAUGAUGACAUGCACAUGCGCCAAAAAGUUUGUGAGUGACGAUUUGAGUGUUUGCUAUUUUGUUUGUUUGUUUGUAACGUUGCAAGGCGGGGAAAGUUGCUUCGCUUGCUCCUCCUUCCUUUUCGAGUGAGUAAUCACUGUAAAGUUUAAACUAUGGCGAGCCUGCUGAUUGACCAAUGAAUUUUGAAGAUUGUU